Corticium candelabrum is the source of this 2388-nucleotide messenger RNA. Its product is annotated as 1-phosphatidylinositol 4,5-bisphosphate phosphodiesterase beta-1-like. NCBI's taxonomy places the organism in Eukaryota, Metazoa, Porifera, Homoscleromorpha, Homosclerophorida, Plakinidae. The transcript has 23 exons. The record is from RefSeq and is a predicted model, not a curated record. Gene Ontology annotation, molecular function: phosphatidylinositol-4,5-bisphosphate phospholipase C activity. The coding region runs from base 1 to 2070 and encodes 689 amino acids. Gene Ontology annotation, biological process: release of sequestered calcium ion into cytosol; lipid metabolic process; phosphatidylinositol-mediated signaling.
AUGUGCAAUAAAAGUUGCCAUCAAAUCUUAAUCUUGUGUCUCUCAAUAGAGGCAAUUGAAGAAACAAAAUUUGAGGAGGGAGCUGGUAAAAUAAGACCAAUCAAUGAGGACGGGUCAAGUGGAGUGACGUCUGAUGGCACUGCACCUGCUCAUACAAAUGGAACACCUUCUAAUGAAGAGAUUGCUCAGAAACAAAGUCAGGCAUAUAGUUGGGAGGUACAGAGUGAGACCAACUUGGAAUUGGCUGCAUUGGUGAACUACAUCACACCAGUCAGAUUCAAGAGCUUCGAGGAUGCGCACAAAAAGAAUCGAUCAUACGAGAUGUCCUCCUUAUCAGAAACAACAGCCGCAGCUCACCUGAAGCAAAAUCCAGUCGAAUUUGUCAACUAUAACAAGCGGCAACUCACUCGUGUGUAUCCAAAGGGAAGUCGAUAUGACUCAAGCAACUAUAUGCCACAAGUAUUUUGGAAUACUGGAUGUCAAAUCGUCGCUCUCAACUUCCAAACAUAUGACGUCCCAUUUCAGUUGCAUCUUGGCAAAUUUGAAUUCAACAAGAGCUGCGGUUACCUCUUGAAGCCUGUUUGUAUGAGACGGCCUGACAAGGAAUUUGAUCCUUUUGUUGAGUCGCCUAUGGACGGUGUUGUUGCAGCCACUCUGAAAGUGAAAAUUAUCUCAGGUCAGAUGCUGUGUGGUCAUCGGUGUGGCACAUACGUUGAACUGGAAAUGUAUGGGCUGCCGACUGACACAGUUCGUCGACGCUAUAAGACAAGGACUGUUCAGAGUACUCAAAUGAACACAGUGUGGAAUGAAGAACAAUGGGUGUUUAAGAAGGUUGUUGUACCCGAAUUGGUGAUGCUCAGAUUUGCAGUAUACGAUGACGGUAAUCGCUUUCUCAGCCAGAGGGUCAUACCAUUGACGGCCAUACAAGCUGGAUAUCGACACAUUCCCUUGAGAAACGAACUCAAUCAGCCAAUUGACUAUGCCACACUAUUUGUUCUCUUCGAGGUGUCCGACUACAUUCCAGACGGAAUGGCCGACUUUCUGGCUGCAUUGUCGAAUCCAAUUGCAUACCAAAGUGCAGUGCAGAAACGAGCGAAGCAGCUGGAGGAAUUGUACGACGAUGAUGAAGAGCAAGAGGGAGGUGGAGAGCAGCUACCCACCGCAUCAACCUCCAGCAUUCCAAACGAAACCGACCCAAAAUCAUCAAAAGUGCUAAGCACAUCAUUCAGUAGCAAUCUGACAACGUCUGACGCUGGCUCACCCGAAAGUUACGACAUUCGUAAUGCCUAUACUCUUACUCGCGACAGCAGCGACGCAAGCAACAAGAUACAAUCACUCAAUCUCGAUGAAGCAGAAGCGACAACAAGCAAAGAAACCGUUGCAACAGUCGACGAUCUGAAAGACAAUAAAGACUUCAAGAAGGUGGAGAAGAAGCACUCGAGUGAGCUUCAAAACCUCGAGAAGAAGCAAGCCAAGUCUCUGACGGCACUAAAGAGAGUCCACGAUCGCGAACUGGGAAAAUGGAAAGAUGCACAAGCUACAGCAAAGUCAAAAAAAGACGAAGCCACAUUGGAUAUGUUAGAAGCGCAGUUGAAGGAGUUGAUGGACAGACACGGAGCGCAGCUACAUCAGCUGGAGCAGCAGCAGGCCGAUGAGAUGAGACAACUCAAGAAGCAGCACACACAACAGGAGUACAAAAUUUUGAACAAACUUAUGGCAUUAUCACAGACUGCACAACUGAAGCGAUUAGAUUCUCGGCACAUGAAAGAGUCACAGCUUGAACAUCGUAAAUCGAGCAAGGACAUGCUGGAUGAGGUGCAAAAGUUCAAAGACAAACAGAAAGACAAGGUCUCUGAUAAAGAAGAAAUGGACAGGAUUUUGAGAGAAUAUCGUAAUAAAUUAGCCAAGCAAACAGCAGAGAGACGAAACAAUCUGACUGAGCAGCAGCAGUCAGAACGGAAACGUUUUCUUGAGGAUUAUGAGAGACGAUUGCAACAGUUUAAGGAAGAUGAAGCGAAGUCACUCGCUUCAUUUCAACGAGAUGCAAAUGCCUCCACCUCCGAUGACUAACAUCUGGUAGUCUGAUGAUUCUCACUUCAGUUUUGUGCAGAUUGUGCGUGUUAAGAUUAAUUUAAAAUUCGCGCUGAAUUCAUACUAUCUACUGGUAGACUGUAUUGAAUAUUUGGUCGAAUGUCGCCUCGAUGAAUGAGAUUGAGGGACGCAGUUUGAGGAGGAGAUUUGUAUGGCACUGUUUUCUCAUUGUUUUUAGCAUUCGAAGAGUAUGUCUGUGUAUUGGGUUUUACGUGCACUGGUGGAAGUAGAUUUUAUGAUGUUUAGUGCUGGUGAAGGAUAUUAGGAUGUGGUUAAUUGAUUGAGUGAUCAUAUUGA